This is a messenger RNA of Notothenia coriiceps (black rockcod), 362 nucleotides long. Its product is annotated as sorting nexin-25-like. Bases 23 to 352 code for a protein of 109 amino acids. NCBI's taxonomy places the organism in Eukaryota, Metazoa, Chordata, Actinopteri, Perciformes, Nototheniidae. The record is from RefSeq and is a predicted model, not a curated record. The transcript has 2 exons.
UAAAGGUAAAGAGUCGGCCGCCAUGAAGGCAGACCUUCUGCGGGCCAGAGAUAUGAAACGAUACAUCAAUCAUCUGACUGUUGCUAAGAAACAAUGUGAGAAAAGGAUCCGCCUUCUCGGUGGACCAAACUAUGAGAACAGUGAAGAAGGAGGGGCCGAGGACAGCGACGAUCCGCAAAGUCAGAAGAUUCUCCAGUUCAAUGACAUCCUGUGUAACCCGGGUUACAGGGAGCAUUUCAGACUGUACAUGGAGCGGGUUGAUAAGAGAGCUCUGAUCAGCUUCUGGGAACUGGUGGAAACUCUGAAAACUGCCAACAAGGUAACUGUGGAGGCUUUAGCUCAAAGCUGCUGAAAGUACACGU